CUCUCCUUGGACCCCCGCUGCUCCUCCUCCUCCUCCUCCUCUUUCUGCCCGCGGGGCUCUUAAGGGCAGCGCUUCGGGCCUCGUCCUGCUGAGGGAAAGGAAAGGAGGGAUGGGGGCUUGGUGGGGGGCGAGGAGGCUCCUGCGAGGGGGCUUCUCCUGGGCGCUGGUUUGCACCCUGCUCUGGACACACCUCGGACUCGCCAGCCUGGUGCUGGAUCGGGGCCCCAACUGCAACGCCAAGCAGUACAAGCUGAGCGACCGGUGCUGCAGCAAGUGCCCCCCAGGACAGAAGGUGACAGCGGUGUGUCCAGGCGACUCGUCGGGCGACACGGCCUGCGCUCCCUGCGAGGAAGGCAGCUUCCAGGCUGAAUGGACCCAGGAGCAGGAGUGCACCCCACACCGGGCGUGCAGCGAGAAUGCAGGCCUGGAGGUGUACACGCCCGGGACGACCAUGAGCCAGGCUGAGUGCCGAUGCCGGAGGGGCACGCAUUGCUCCAGCCACGAGUGCCACACCUGCCGGCACAACACCCCUUGUGGGCCUGGGCAAGGGGUCAAGCAGCAAGCAACCCACGAGCAAGACACCGUCUGCGCCGACUGCCCCAGUGGCUCCUUCUCCAACGUCUCUUCGGCCACGGAUCCCUGCCAGCCCUGGAGCAGCUGCGAAGCCCAGAACCUCGUCCAGAAGGAGAAGGGGACGCCGUUGUCGGACGUCGUCUGCGGUUCCCUGCCCCCGUUGACCCAAAAGGACACAGAGAGGACCCACUUGUUGGCAUUCCUCCCGCUCAUGGCCCUCCUUCUCCUGGGGGGCUUCUUUGCUGUCUGCUAUUGGCUCCGACGCAGGGGUCUCCAGAAGCAGCAGCCGCAGCAGCAGCAACACAACCAGGAUCCCCUCCAACUUGAGGGUCAGGAUCCAAGGGAGAUUGACGACCUGGAGGAGUGCCCCGCUUUGCCCAUCCAAGAGACGCUGCUGGGGACCAAGCCGGCCCAGGAGGAGGGCAAGGAGAGCCGCCUGGCCGUCCAGGAGCAGGUCUGAGCCGCCAGGCAGAAGAGCCAGGAGCCGAGGCAACUUGCAGGGACUUCUGAAUGCAAAGUCCCACAUGGUGACCAUGCAACUUGCAAGGACUUCCACAGGGUGCCAGUGCAAUUUGCAGGGACCUCUCAGUGUAAAGCCCCACAGGCUGACGGAGCAACUUGCAAGGACUUCUCUAUGCAAAGCCCUACAGGUUGACCAUGCAACUUGCAGGGACUUCCACAGGGUGCUGGUGCAAAUUGCAGGCACUUAAUGCAAAGCCCCGCAGGGUCCCCAUGCAACUUGCAAGAACUUCCAUAGGGUGCUGGUGCAAAUUGCAGGCACUUCUCAAUGCAAAGCCCCAAAGCAGCGCAGAUUGCUCUCUGCAAGGGCCCCACACCAAGAAGGAAGCUGGAAAGACCAAUGGGCCAGGUCAACUGGACCAGCCCUGCCUUGCUUUUGGUUGCAAGGACAGGCCCCACUGGGAAGACCCACUGCCCUGUCCUUCCGACAGGUCAAGAUCACCUGGCUGAAUGCAGGUCAAUGAUGAUGGGAUCCUGCCUUUUCCAGAAGAGAAACCAGGUCCAGCAGAUCAUCAUCAUCCAAAGCCUCCUUUUCCUUUCCCCCCAGAGCUGGCCACAGGGUGACUCCACAUUUUGCAAAAUUAACAGAGGCAGCAUUGCAGCUGGACUUUGCAGGCCAGGGUUCGAAUCCACACUCCGCCUUUUAAUUCUACCAUUCAAAGUUAGGUUGACCACAUAGUCACUGGGGUCCAACCCCCUUCUGGCAUGCAGGAAGACACCAUCCACACCUUCUUGACAGAUGGCCAUCUGGCCUCUGAUGAAAGACCUCUAGAGAAGGAAACCCCCUAGAGUCCCAGGCCAUUUAUAUUCCACUAGCGUUGGAAGGGACUCCCAAAGGCCAACCCCUUUCUUUCUGCUAGACAGGCAAGAAGACACCACCCAAACCAAUCUACAGGAAAGGAGAUUCCACCUGAACAUCAGGAAGAACUUCCUCACCGUGAGAAGGGCUGUUCAGCAGUGGAACUCUCUGCCCCGCACUGUGGUGGAGGCUCCUCCUUUGGAGGCUUUUAAGCAGAGGCUGGAUGGCCAUCUGUCGGGGGGGCUUUGAAUGAGAUUUUCCUGCUUCUUGCAGGGGGUUGGACUGGAUGGCCCAUGAGGUCUCUUCCAACUCUACGAUUCUAUGAAACCCUCCCGACAGAUGGCCAAAUGUGACUCGCUGGCCUUUUCUGUCAAAUGCAACAAAGGAUGGGAUUUUGCAACCAAUGUAUGACUGUCUUUGCCAUGUUGUGUUCUUUUUUCCCUUCUUGUGUGCUAAAUAAAUAAAUGUAUAUAUUUUUUGGUUUGAUGAA
Anolis carolinensis (green anole) is the source of this 2381-nucleotide messenger RNA. RefSeq names its product CD40 molecule (gene cd40). The coding region runs from base 110 to 1033 and encodes 307 amino acids. Lineage: Eukaryota; Metazoa; Chordata; Lepidosauria; Squamata; Anolidae. Gene Ontology annotation, molecular function: signaling receptor activity; protein binding; antigen binding. The record is from RefSeq and is a predicted model, not a curated record. Gene Ontology annotation, cellular component: CD40 receptor complex; external side of plasma membrane. The transcript is spliced from 9 exons. Gene Ontology annotation, biological process: defense response to virus; positive regulation of isotype switching to IgG isotypes; defense response to protozoan.